Molecule: messenger RNA, 733 nt
Organism: Gambusia affinis (western mosquitofish)
Lineage: Eukaryota; Metazoa; Chordata; Actinopteri; Cyprinodontiformes; Poeciliidae
Product: putative claudin-24
Exons: 1
Coding region: 65-733 (222 amino acids)
Biological process (GO): cell adhesion; bicellular tight junction assembly
Cellular component (GO): plasma membrane; bicellular tight junction
Molecular function (GO): structural molecule activity
Source: RefSeq, a predicted model, not a curated record
UCCAUCUGUCCCUCCUUUUCCACAAGGACUGAUGUCUUCCUGACACCUGGCAGCUGAGGCCAUCAUGGACUGGAGUGUUGGGACUGUGGAGCUGCUGGGGGCUCUGCUCUCAGCAGGGGGCUGGCUCUGCUCUCUGUGCACAACUAUGAUGCCAUUCUGGCUGACACUCUCCACAGACCUGCUCCCCACUGAAAGUUUGGAGGUGGGACUGUGGAAGACCUGCGUUAUACAGGACAUGGGCCUGCAGGAAUGUCAACCAUACAACAGCCUGCUGGGUCUGCCGCCAGACAUCAAGCUGGCCCGGAUUCUGAUGUGUGCUGCUCUGGGUUUUGGGCUCCUGGGCUCGGUGCUAGCUGUCCUGGGCCUGAACCUGAUCAACAGCUGCUGUCGCAAGGUGGACGACCGAAGCUUCAAGAAGGUCCUGAAGACAGCAGGUGGGACUUUGAGUCUGGCAGCUGGAAUCCUGGUCCUGGUUCCUGUCUCCUACAUAGCUCACCUGACUGUGGUGCGAUUCUUUGAUGAGUCGGUGCCGGAUGUGGUUCCUCGCUGGGAGUUCGGUGAUUCUCUGUUCUGUGGCUGGACAGCUGGAGUUCUGCACCUGGUGGCGGGAACACUGCUGCUGAUUUCUUCUUUAUAUCUGCAGGAGCAGAACCGGAAUCUGUCUGUCCACAUCCCACUGGUUCCAGUGUCGCAGAGACAACGGUCGGUCAGAAUCAGUACUGAGUACAUCUAG